AUGCUUGCUGCUAAAAACAUACUAAACAAGUCCAGCUUGUCCAACUCAUUCCGCAUUGCCACGCGUUUGCAGUCGACCAAGGUCCAAGGUUCUGUCAUCGGUAUCGAUUUGGGUACUACGAAUUCUGCGGUGGCUAUCAUGGAAGGUAAAGUUCCAAAGAUUAUUGAAAACGCUGAAGGUUCGAGAACGACUCCCUCCGUGGUGGCGUUCACUAAGGAAGGGGAGCGCCUGGUCGGUAUUCCUGCUAAGCGUCAAGCUGUUGUGAACCCAGAAAAUACCCUAUUUGCUACCAAGCGUUUGAUUGGUCGUCGUUUCGAAGACGCUGAAGUGCAAAGAGACAUCAAGCAAGUUCCAUACAAGAUCGUCAAGCACUCCAACGGGGAUGCUUGGGUGGAAGCCAGAGGUCAAACCUACUCCCCAGCCCAGAUUGGUGGGUUCGUCUUGAACAAGAUGAAGGAAACAGCUGAGGCCUACUUGGGUAAACCAGCCAAGAAUGCCGUUGUCACCGUCCCAGCCUACUUCAACGACUCUCAAAGACAGGCCACCAAGGACGCCGGUCAAAUUGUUGGUUUGAACGUUCUACGUGUCGUUAACGAACCAACUGCUGCUGCUUUAGCUUACGGUUUGGAGAAAUCUGACUCCAAGGUCGUUGCCGUUUUCGAUUUGGGUGGUGGUACUUUCGAUAUUUCCAUCUUGGAUAUUGACAACGGUGUCUUCGAAGUCAAAUCUACCAACGGUGACACUCAUUUGGGUGGUGAAGAUUUUGAUAUCUACUUAUUGAGAGAAAUUGUUUCCCGUUUCAAGUCCGAAACUGGUAUCGAUUUGGAAAACGACCGUAUGGCCAUUCAAAGAAUCAGAGAAGCCGCCGAAAAGGCCAAGAUCGAAUUGUCUUCUACCGUUUCCACAGACAUCAACCUACCAUUUAUCACUGCCGAUGCCUCCGGUCCAAAGCAUAUCAACAUGAAGUUCUCCAGGGCCCAAUUUGAGACUUUGACCGCCCCAUUGGUCAAGAGAACCGUCGACCCAGUCAAGAAGGCUUUAAAGGACGCUGGUUUGUCCACUUCCGACAUCGCUGAAGUCUUGUUAGUCGGUGGUAUGUCUAGAAUGCCUAAGGUCGUCGAGACUGUCAAGUCCUUGUUCGGGAGGGACCCAUCCAAGGCCGUUAACCCAGAUGAAGCUGUUGCUAUUGGUGCUGCUGUGCAAGGUGCUGUCUUGUCCGGUGAAGUCACGGAUGUCCUAUUGUUGGAUGUCACCCCAUUGUCUCUAGGUAUUGAGACUUUGGGUGGUGUUUUCACAAGAUUGAUUCCAAGAAAUACUACCAUUCCAACAAAGAAAUCCCAAAUUUUCUCCACCGCCGCUGCUGGCCAAACUUCUGUUGAAAUCAGGGUUUUCCAAGGUGAAAGAGAAUUGGUUAGGGACAACAAAUUAAUUGGUAACUUCACUUUGGCCGGUAUCCCACCUGCUCCAAAGGGUGUCCCACAAAUUGAAGUCACUUUCGACAUCGACGCUGAUGGUAUCAUCAAUGUUUCUGCCAGAGACAAGGCCACAAACAAGGACUCUUCCAUCACUGUCGCUGGUUCUUCCGGUCUAUCUGAAAACGAAAUCGAACAAAUGGUUAACGAUGCUGAAAAGUUCAAAUCUCAAGAUGAAGCUAGAAAGCAAGCCAUUGAAACCGCUAACAAGGCUGACCAAUUGGCCAAUGACACCGAAAACUCUUUGAAGGAAUUCGAAGGUAAGGUUGACAAGACUGAGGCCCAAAAGGUCAAGGACCAAAUCACCUCAUUGAAGGAAUUGAUCGCUAGAGUACAAGGUGGUGAAGAAGUUAAUGCUGAAGAAUUGAAGACUAAGACCGAGGAAUUGCAAACUUCCUCAAUGAAAUUGUUCGAACAAAUUUACAAAAACGAUUCCAACAACAACAACAACAACAACAACAACGGCAGCAAUGACAGCAGCAACAACACCGAAUCCGGUGAAACUAAGCAGUAA
This is a messenger RNA of Saccharomyces kudriavzevii IFO 1802, 1986 nucleotides long. It is a transcript of the gene SSC1, whose product is annotated as Hsp70 family ATPase SSC1. NCBI's taxonomy places the organism in Eukaryota, Fungi, Ascomycota, Saccharomycetes, Saccharomycetales, Saccharomycetaceae. Gene Ontology annotation, cellular component: mitochondrion; cytoplasm. Gene Ontology annotation, biological process: cellular response to unfolded protein; protein refolding. Gene Ontology annotation, molecular function: ATP binding; ATP-dependent protein folding chaperone; ATP hydrolysis activity. The transcript has a single exon. Bases 1 to 1986 code for a protein of 661 amino acids. The record is from RefSeq and is a predicted model, not a curated record.